GAUUUGAAAUUUGAAUUUCGAAAUUUGGAAUGUUUGCGGUGUUUCCGAUUUUAUUUCGGAUUUUAUUUAAAGAAUAUUUUCAAAAUAUUAAUAACUAUUUUUGUUUUAAAGAAUUAAAUUAACACAAAAUUAUAAAAUGCAACGGUUAACAGCGCAGGAACACGUAAAUUUAACAGAAAGUAUAUUAAAAACUUUCAGUCAAAAUCGCAUCACAACUUUAUUAGAUUUUCUUCAAGAAGAUGUUCAAAAGUUAUCAACAUUAAGCAAAUUAAGCUUACCACAAAUUUUAGAAAUAAGGAACCAUAUUCUAGUAAAAUAUUCAGCACCAUUAAUAAAUGGUACAAGUUUAUUCAUUAAUAGAUUAACUUGUAAACAGUUUAUUAGCACUGGAAUGAAUAGUUUGGAUGCAAUUUUGUGUAAUGGAAUUCCAAUUGGAUAUAUUACUGAAAUAUGUGGACUUGCUGGCUGCGGUAAAUCACAAUUAUGCAUGCAACUUGCUACUAACUGCGUCCAAAACACCAGUACUUCUGUUCUUUACAUUGAUACAAAAGGUGAUUUUUCUGCUGUAAGAAUUCAGAAAAUUUUAGCUUCAUGUGGGUUUUCGUAUAAGGACAUGGCAUCUAUUAUGUUAAAAAUAAAAAUCAUCCACAUUUGGAAUAUGGAAGAUCUAGUAAAGUUGUUUGAGAAACUUAAAAGUGGUGUUCUUAUUAUAGAAAAUUUGUCACUAGUUAUUAUAGAUUCAUUACCAAGUCUUAUGUUUCAACACUUUGGUGACGACAAUAAAAUAGGAUUAAAAUUGCUAAACUGUUUUGUGAACUACGCAAGAAGCAUAAGCAAAGAAAUGGAAAUAGCAAUUGUUUGUGUUAAUAUUCAGACUCGAUGGAUUGAUCACGAUGUUGUAGACCUUGAAGAUGAGGACCGGGCAGGAGAAACAACAUACACUGAGAAAUGGAAUAGAUGCUUGGGAAAGUAUUGGCAAAAUAUCCCUUUUAUAGUGCUCUUUCUGGAAAAACAACAAAUCUCUAAUAAAAACAACUGUUUUACAAUAAAAAUUACGGUUGUGAGACAUAACAAUCCUCAGAUUAAUAAAAAUUGUAUGUUGGAAAUUAGUUCAUGUGGAAUUAGAUAAUAAUUAUACUGAGAAAUUAUAA
This is a messenger RNA of Maniola jurtina (meadow brown), 1151 nucleotides long. It is a transcript of the gene Rad51D, whose product is annotated as DNA repair protein RAD51 homolog 4. Gene Ontology annotation, cellular component: replication fork; centrosome; Rad51B-Rad51C-Rad51D-XRCC2 complex. The transcript is spliced from 5 exons. Gene Ontology annotation, molecular function: four-way junction DNA binding; ATP-dependent DNA damage sensor activity; single-stranded DNA binding. The record is from RefSeq and is a predicted model, not a curated record. Lineage: Eukaryota; Metazoa; Arthropoda; Insecta; Lepidoptera; Nymphalidae. Gene Ontology annotation, biological process: telomere maintenance; reciprocal meiotic recombination; double-strand break repair via homologous recombination. The coding region runs from base 137 to 1129 and encodes 330 amino acids.